AUCAUCUUCACAAGCACAUCAACCAAAACCAAGAGAAAGAAAGAAAAAACAUACACUAGAUUUUCUAUAAUUUUCGAGUUUCAAAACUUUUGAUUUGUGCAAGCAUGGGUAUUGUCACAUUCACUGAAGAACUCCACUGCCCAGUUUCGGCUAAGAGGAUGUUCCAUGCCUUGUUCCGUGACGACCACAAUUUGAUCCCUAAGAUUAUGCCCAACGUAAAAAGCGUCGAUUUCAUCUCCGGUGAUGGAAGUCCCGGAAGUGUCAACCAAGUUAACUUCGUCGAUGGACAUCCAGUGAAGUUUGUGAAGCAUAGGUUGGACCACUGCGACGCUGAAAACUACUCGUGCAACUACACCGUGAUUGAAUCCGACACAUUUGGUGACAAGGUUGAAUGCGUUGCUAACGAGGUUAAAUUCGAGGAUGCAGCUGAUGGAGGAUGUAUCUGUAAGAUUAAGAGCUGCGUUCACCCAAAGGGAGAUGCUGUUCUUGAUGAAGAACAUUUGAAGGCCGGUCACGGAGGAUACAUGGCCAAGUACAAGGCUGUUACUGAUUACCUCGUCGCAAACCCUGACGCUUACGCUUAAUUUGAGUUCAGAUCUGUCUGGAUUUUCUUAGUAAAGAGUGGAUUUGGUGAAUAAGUGUAAUUUGUGUGUGUGCCUGUGUUUGUUCAUGUUACAUGUAUGUGCCUUCCCUAAAACAUAAUAAUAAAAACGGAUAGUGUAUUAUUAAUUUCUCA
Papaver somniferum (opium poppy) is the source of this 736-nucleotide messenger RNA. RefSeq names its product pathogenesis-related protein STH-2-like. Gene Ontology annotation, cellular component: cytoplasm; nucleus. The record is from RefSeq and is a predicted model, not a curated record. Gene Ontology annotation, biological process: defense response; abscisic acid-activated signaling pathway. The coding region runs from base 105 to 584 and encodes 159 amino acids. Gene Ontology annotation, molecular function: abscisic acid binding; protein phosphatase inhibitor activity; signaling receptor activity. Lineage: Eukaryota; Viridiplantae; Streptophyta; Magnoliopsida; Ranunculales; Papaveraceae. The transcript is spliced from 2 exons.